GUCAGAGCGGUGGCGCGGGUGGAGAGACACUGCAUGUUGUCAAACAGAUGCGGUAAGGUCAGUCAGCAGUAAAAAAAAAAAAAAAAAAAAAGAAGAAGAAGAAGAAGAAAAAGGCCCACGUGCCGGUAAGAUUAGAAUCGGGUCGACAGAGCGUCCCGUUACCGGCGAGCAGUGCCUGUCUCAUCGAUUUCAUGGGCAAUGAGUGCUGACACAUCCACGCAGUCAGCGAAGACACGCGGCUCAGCCUCUCAGCGCGACGCCAGUUGAGGAGCGGGCGGAGGAAUGAGUUCCUGGGACGGGGGGCACUGUGUUUCCACUCUGAAACGUGACCAGCGGCGGUGUAAGGGCUGAACACCUGCACCACAUUUGGAUAAUAUGUCUCUGCUGAAACAGCGGGGGAGAGAGCUCGAGCGUUUCGACGGACUGUCACUCAUCUACUGGACACUAAUGGGUCCAUAUGGAGUAGAUCGAGCUGUUCAUUCCAUGGAGUUUACAGACUGUGAGAAUGGCCUGGGAAUUAAAGUCAUCGGUGGAGUGAAGGAGCAAACUGGAGAGGAGUUUGGAGUCUACGUGAAACGGAUUUUACCAGGAGGCCUUGCUUCAAGUGAUGGAAACCUGAUGCCAGGGGACCAGAUCUUGGAGGUGAACGGGGACAGUCUAGUAGGAGUCACAAGUGAAAGAGCUGUGGAUAUCUUGAGAGCCGCCUCUGCAACCAAUCACAUGCGCCUUCUCAUAGCCAGAGAUGAGGAAGCAAAGAGAGAAUUUGCUGAGCUGCUGGAGAAAUAUGGAUCCAAUGGAAGCACAGGAUCAACACGCAACUCUCCCAUCCAGCAAGGAGGUCGCUACCUGGAUAGUACAUCAUCUGGUUCCUCGUCCCGCUCUCAGAGUCCUUUGUUGCUGAGCCCAGCAGGCUCUCAGAACACAUACAACAACAGUGGGCCCAUGCUGCGCUCCCUCAGUCACCCAGGUGAAGGAGUGAUUCAACUUCUCUCAGUGGCACGAUCCAGCAGUUUAGGCAUCACCAUCGGAGGAGGCUCCAACAGGCCUGAUGGCCCUGCGGUCUUCAUUCAGGAGGUCCUGUCUGGAGGAGACUGUCACCGGGACGGACGUCUGAGGCCUGGAGAUCAGCUCAUUGCCAUUAACAAAGAGUCCUUGAUAGGUGUGACCCAUGAGGAGGCCAAAAGCAUGCUGAACAAAGUCAAAUUCAGCCAAGACAGUACGGUGGAGAUAGCCUUCAUCCCAGGUAAAGGACUUUUUCCAAGCAGCACGUCCCUGCACAAUGGAGUCCAGCGAGCUGCAGGAAACAGCUACAACUCGGGACGUUUAAAAGUCCACAUCAGAUCACCUGAGAUUUGUACAGAGGAGCCAGCCCCUGUGUCCUCACCCUCUCCUGACAUCUGCCCACCAGACAUUCAUGUUUCAGGUUCAACCAGCCAGAGAUCGCCGACAGGAGCAAAACCCAAGAUAACACUGGACCCCUACAUACGGCUCAAAUCAGACAAGUUAGACUUGGCCUUGUCCUUCCUUGGGUUGGAUGUCACAGAAGAGAAGAGGAAGAAGUUGAGACAGAAUCUGACCACAGACCCACAAGGCACUGUGGCUUAUGGAGACUUUGUGGAGGCCACCCGCAACGUCUUCCAGGAGAACCUGGAGGAGCUGGGUUUAGGGGCAGGUCCCUUCAUGUUUUCCUAUCAUGAAGCAGCCAGUCUGAUGGACACAUCGGCCUUCCAUUCACCUACAUAUGAAUCAGAAUGCAGCUACAGCAGUGAGGAGAUGGAGCAGUUUCAGACGGAGGUGAAGCAGCUGCAGACCCAGAUGAAGCAGCUCAAGGUGAUGCUGAAGGACAUGGAGCACAGCAAGAAAAACCUGGAGGAGGAGCUGCAGAAGACCUCAGAGAAAGCGUGUUUGACUGUGGAGGAAAACACCCGUCUGAAGAGUCGUCUGCAGGCAGCCGAGGCUGAGGCGGUGCAGCGUCACACCAGCGGCGCUGAGCAGGACUACGAGGAGGUCAUCCAGCUGCUGGAGGCUGAAAUCAGAGACCUGAAGAACCAGCUGGCCAGCAAAAAGCAAGCACGAGGAGUGGAGGCCACCAAGGUGAGUGGAUAUGUGUGUGUGUUUGACAGGAGGACUGUGAUGGAGCUGAACAGGAGGCUGACAACCGUUGACUGCCAGCUGAGGAAGUCAGAGCUGAGCAGGAAACACCUGGAGAUCUCCAACAAGAAACUACUGGGCUUUGCUCAGAACGUCCACAAAGUGUUGACAACACCCAGCCUGUUUGGAGGAGAGGGCGGGAGCAACCGGUCGUCUCCAGCCACUGACAGCCCCGAGACCCCGUCACCACUCCCUGAUCCUGCUUUCCAACUGGCUGUGGAGGCCAAGGAGCUGGUGGAGGGAGUCUGCAGCAUCGCUGCUGAUGGCAAAGCAUCAGAGAGUGCGUCAGAGGCGGCGUCAGUCCCAGAUGUCACUCCUCAUCAUAUGUGAGCAACAAAGAGAGGACAAUGGGAUGGCCCGGGCAGGCUGAAGAGGGCCGAACGAGCCACAGAACCCACGUCUGAAUACCCUGCAGUCGACAGCCAGACACGAUGCCAUCCAAUACAAUUCCUGGAAAUAAUGACAUCACUUCAAUCGAUCCGAAUCCUCAGUUCACGCUGACAGAUUGAACACAACACAACAGCCAAUGUUUUAAUGCCAAAGCUUGCUAGCACACAAUCAAAUUAGUGUCUUCCUUUGAAUCAUCUGUCUUUCCUGAGGGUUCAGCAGUGGGGUGUGUUGAACUCAGCCGUGACCCGAGGACUCUCAUUCAACAACAAAUCAUAUGUACAGAAGUCUCUAUGAGAAGUGCUCUGCCAAAUAAAGAAAAAAAAUUGCUGGAAUUCUCUUUUGUGUUAGUCUAACAGCAGGUGGUGUUGGAGGAGCUGCAUGACCCGAGUCCACAACACACACAUGCUGCUGUAAACCUUGUUAAUACUCCUCUUUUCUAACCACACACAUAGAUUCACUCCAUGGAUUGCAUGUAAAGGAGGGACUUGUUUGCUUGGAAAGGACAAUCCUGAGCUGGUCUGUCUUCCUCUGUCACAAUAACUCGCCGCCAUCUGCCUCCUCACACACCUCACACACAUUGUUUGCUCUGCCAGAGGUAACGAACUGUUGAGCAAAAGCUAUUUUAAAAAAAACAACAACAGUGUCCCUUCUUCCAUCAUGCUAACUCUCCUUGUGCCCUUAUUCAUUAAUAAAAGGCAAAGAAUGAAGUGAUUCAAAUAAUGGACUUGAGCAGUGUGGGUCAUCUGCAGCUUCGUAUCACUGCAUGGUUCAUGUUGAUGUGUCUCCUGCAUCCAGGAGUGGCUUUAAUGUUGCUCUGACUCCAGCUGUGUAAACUUGUGUUUAGUAGUCGCAGACUCUAGGGCAGACAUCAGUCAUAGGCUACAUGUGGAACUUUGAUUUUAUUUAUACAGACAGCUGCAAAUGCUUUUAAAAAAAAAUUCUGACAUGUCCUGUAAUCCAGCCAGAUUGCAUCUUUGGUGUGGCCUCAUAUUCUUUCUGUUACUGUUUUAUAUUAAAGGAAUAACUGAUGACUGAACCUGAUGUGGUGUUUAUUAGCUUCCUAACGUUUUAUUUCCACAGGGUGAGUUUUACAAAAUGUGAGGAAGUGAUCUGAAACAAACAGUGUGUGUCGAGCCUACAGUUUCCCACAGACACAAGAAAAGCCAGUUCGUAACGAGACAUUGUCUGUGCAUGAGGGUCUCAAACUCGUGACAGUAUUCUUCCAGAUCGCAACAGUCAAAGAAAAGCGAGAUGAUGAGAAAUCACUAUUGGGCAGUUGUGGCAUAAAAAUAGCACAGAUAAGAUUUACACAAGGAAAGUUGGUGGUGCAGAAAAGAAACAGGAACUUUAAUCUACAGAAAUCUCAGAGACAUCAGAGUUAAGACGCCACACAAAUAAAUAUACAGCCAACUAAAAAUGACUAAACAAGAACAAAUAGAUUGAUAAACUAAAAACUAAUCCUUAGGAAGAACUGGAGAACAACAAUAUCCUGUUCCUUAAAGCAUAUGUUAAGUCUUGUCUAAAUACUCACGUGUCUGUAUCAUGUCACUGCAACUCCAGUGUAAGUGAUGGGAGACAAACACCACAGCCCUCAUUCUAUGAAGAAAUCAUUCCAAAGUUCAGCCAAACUCCAGCUCCAACAGUGUACACUAUGGACCAACUUAGGAAGAUGACAGUCAGACUGCUCGAGUCUCACAGGACAUCUGGGCACAUGAGUUGUAGCAGACUUGAAACAUGACCCCGUCCUUUAAUAUUUUACAAGAUGUUGUGACUGCGUUUCCCAUCAGCACCAUCUCCUUCCUCCAGUGUCUGUGCUGACUUGUUCUCUGGCUGCAGGGGCUUUUUUUCAUGUCCCAUGAAGCUCAGUUAAUGAAUCCUAUUGCAUUCAUAAUAUGAUUGGUGGCUGUAGGCUGCACUGUGUGUAUCCACUGCCUCCUCCCUGCUGCCUACAGGUUCCUGCUGCACUCUCAUUGGUUAUUUCUCUUCCAUUUCACACUCAUUCCUAAGGUGCUUCAACUACAAAUGCAUUCUGCGUUUAGCCAUGAGAAAAAUGUAACAUGUUGUGGUGUGAUUAAACUAGAAAACUGGCUGUGAUAGGCCAAGACUGGAUCCAAAGUGAAGGCCUCUCUACAACAGUCUACGAGGAUUUAAAACCUGAGAUCCUCCUUCAGAGCAUUAACCUGAAUCUGAUCAUCAGGAGUUUGGGGUUCUCUUACUGAUACUGUUGCUUUCACUGAUUAACAUGGCUGAGUCUUGAAUGAACAGAGGUCAGUCACAUCUCUUCAACUCAUUUGUUGCUCAGUUUGUGUUUGAAUCUUUAUA
Molecule: messenger RNA, 4863 nt
Organism: Lates calcarifer (barramundi perch)
Lineage: Eukaryota; Metazoa; Chordata; Actinopteri; Centropomidae
Product: syntaxin-binding protein 4
Exons: 21
Coding region: 376-2481 (701 amino acids)
Molecular function (GO): protein binding
Source: RefSeq, a predicted model, not a curated record